UUUUAUCGAGUAGUCGCGCCGUCUUCCUUCUCCGUCCAGUUGCUGUCGCGCAGUGAGAGAGCUGUCAAGUCUGACGUUUGACGUUUGUUCGCUACCCGGCUCCGGGUGGACGUUUUUCAGUAGGUCGCGCGCAAUAAUGGUGCUUCAUUCUCGCGUGACAGCGAGUGUCAGUUUGAUCCCCAACGUCAAUCACGAUGCGUGAAAUCAUCUCCAAAGACACGUGCAAAAAAUACUCGAGGAACGCUUCGGCGUCGACGCAAAUUCUGUCGAGACGAUAAUUAAUAUCUAAAUGACAAAGCUUACAACUCUUAUGGAGCCUCAUUAAAUCAGAAUUACUUUAAAUCUCGUAUGAAACGAGAAGCCUGAUUAAAGUGUACUAAUUCGCAGCAUGUUGCAAGUUGCAGAAGUCAUUCAAGAGGAGGCAAUAAGAUUAGAAGAAAUGACAUUGACAUUGGCAAUCAUGUAACGGGUUAUAAACAAGACUUAUCCCGCAAUGGAGGAUUAUACGCCGAUCGAUGAGGACUUUCCGGGCCGGCUGCUACACCAGGCCGCGCUCUGGGAUAAUGCCGAGCUGCUGGAGGAUCUGUUGCGGGGCGAACACGCGCAGUACAUUAACAGCAAGGACUCGUGGGGUAGAACGCCGAUGCACGCGGCCGCGAUCACGGAGAACUCCCGCUGCCUGGACGUCCUGCUGACCGCUAAAGCUGACCCAAACGUCAUCUGCGGCCCGCGUGGUCACCAUCGGACGCCGCUGCACGUGUGCGCGGAGCACGGCCACGCCGGCAACGUGGAGAGGCUGCUGAAUUUCAACGCAGAUCUCAUGAUCCGCGACGACGACGGCCUGCAACCGCUCGACAUCGCCGAGAAAGGCAAGCACGACGCUUGCAUUCAUCUUCUGAAGGUGGCGGCCGAGCAGUACGAGCUCGCGAAACAGGCGACCCAUGCCUCCUUACGCGCAGCGUGUAUCCAAGGCGACACCGUGGCCGCCCGAAGCAUCAUCCAGGGCUUGUCGACCGCUGAAUGCGUGGUGAAUAUGGCGCCAAACGGCGCCAACACGCUGCUCUUCGUCGCCUGCGAGAGCGGUCACAAGGACAUCGUUCGGUUGCUGUUGGAUCACUGUGUCGACUGCAGGAUUCAUCCGGUCACAAAGUACUGUCCACUCUACAUAGCGUGUUAUCACGGCAAGGUGGAGAUUGUCGAGUUGUUACUCCGGCAUUUUCCCAAGCAGGUGCAGCAACUCACGGUGGAACGUUGGCUACCGAUACACGCGGCCACGAUAAACGGUCAUCAUUCGGUAAUCGACAUGUUGCUUAAAUUUGAAUAUCCUCAACAUGUCUAUCAACGCUACAGAGACCCGUCCGGCGAGUUCGAGUAUGAUCUGCCGUUUGAUAUCAAUGCGCAAGACGUCACUGGCCAGCACGCGCUCUAUAUAUCCAGCAUGCUGGGCAAUGUCAAAUGUGUCGAAUUGCUUCUGGGUUAUCGGGUGAAGGCGAGAACGACCAAGGAGGAGGAUGGCGUUAGUGGCGCGCAGCAGCUCCCAGUAUCGAAGCGCAAAAUCUCCAGCGGUAUCCAGAGGCUGAUGUCAUCCUUGAAUUUUCGUAGCACGAAAACACCAACAGACAAAAAGGAUGAUAAAAUGAUAUAUCCGGUGAAUUUGGAUCUUUAUUGUAACAACGGCAGCGAAACGGCGCUGCAUGCGGCUGUUAGGGGUCGACAUACCGAGGUGGUGAACGCUCUCCUCCAAGCUGGCGCCAAUUUAGAGUUACCUGUCAAAGUUCUGUACGAUCAGAAUGAUCCGGAAGGUAGUUAUUCGAGCGUGCUGACGAUAGCUUGUCAGAAUCGCGACGUGAAAAUCGCGGAUCUGUUGCUGAAGCAUGGCGCCGUCGACAACGAGUGCAAGGCGUUGAAGAUUGCCGCGCAGAAUCGCGACGAGACGUUGACCGCAAAAUUGCUGUCGAUUAAAGCACAUCCGGACUCCGAGUAUAAAAUCAACAAAAAAGCGAUGACUGAGUGCACGCAAAGCUCGCAUUUCUCCGCCUUGUCGUCUUUCGGUCACGUUACCUAUUCCACGCUGUUCCCGAAAACGCCCACGAUGAUCAACUGGCAUAACCAACAGUGCCGUCUCUCGCAGAUCCGAUUGCAGUGGCUAAUUGACGCAGUGCUGCACGUGAACAAGAAGCUGAGCCCAAAGAACAACGAUCUGGUACUGUACGCCAUCACGCGAGUCGAUAUCUCCCACAACUCCAUAACUUCCGUGCCGUCUGCCAUGUUCUACCUACAGAGUCUGCGUUACCUCAACAUGGCACAGAACAAAAUCGACACUCUCACGGCCGACUCGAAGAACCCGAAGGACAAGCUGUGCCCGGUUCUGGAAGAAAUGUAUCUGCAAGACAAUCGAUUGGAACAACUGCCCGAAUUUAUCAUGAAUCUUCCAGCCCUCGAAAUCAUAGACAUAUCCAACAACAAGGUGCAGUGCCUGCCGCAAAAUCUGUGGCGUGCGCCCAAGCUCAAGGAACUGAACGCGUCGUUUAAUCUGUUACGCGAUCUGCCGAGUCAAGCGUCGCAGAACGUCCUGAGGAAGUCGCAGCGCGGUUGCGAUGAGACGCAACAGACGUCUACUAACUUUCGCGUACUGGCCGCCAUGCCGCGGAUAGAGUCCAUGGAAUUCGACUCCUUCACGAAGAUCGCGAACGCGCAGGUGAUCGAGAUGGAGCGGCCGCAUGUGUGGACCAGUUCGGUUCAAUUGUCAGAAAGGAUGAGCGAUGACACGGAGAACGACAACAAGUCGGUGCUCACGUCGUUGAAUCUGGCGCACAAUCUCUUUAACAGCAUUCCCGUGGCGUUGCCGUGUCUGGCGGUGAGCCUAGUGCGAUUGAACAUGGCGUACAACUCUCUGCGAUCGAUGAGCCACAUCACUUCGUAUCCAGCGAGCCUGAAGCAGCUGGAUCUGUCGAACAAUCAGAUCACGCGGUGGCCGAGUCUGCCGCAAGUCGACAGUUCCGAUAGUAUGGAACAAGCAAACACGGCCUGUUAUUGUCCGACCGUGAACGCGCAGUCGCCUAGCAUAGUACCCGGCAAUCGGCAAACACCUACGUCGAUGCGGGAAAUCGUGUUGCAAUCGGUGUGCGCGCACAGGCGGCACUUACGGCUAGAGAAUCUCCGCACGCUGAUUCUGGCGAACAAUCUACUGAAUCGCAUACAAUUAACGUCGUGCGACGACGGUGAGAUGCCAUGUCUGGAAGAGGAGCGGAACGACUCGGACAAGGAUUUGAAAGGUAUCGGACACUCCAGCUCCAAGUCGUACUUGCUCUUUCCCAACGUCAGUAUGUUGGACAUUAGUAACAAUCAAUUGCGCGAGAUACCACACAACAUUUACGAGCUUAGCAAUCUGUCGGUACUAAACAUCAGCGGCAACAAUGAGAUCGUCGAGCUGCCGCCGCAGAUGGGUUUACUGGGACGCCUAUGGAACCUAAACACACAGGGUUGCCGGUUGCAGGAGCCACUCAAGUCGAUGAUCGAGUCUAAAAAGUAUAAGACGAUGGACGUGAUCGGUUACCUGAAGUCGAUCUUGGAAGACGCCAAGGCAUACGCGCGCAUGAAGCUGAUGAUCGUCGGUAUCCAAGGAAUCGGUAAGACGAGUCUAUUGGAACAGUUGCGGCAGGAGGGUGAAGUACCGAACAAGAAGAAGGCGUCCGAGCACUGGGCCAAGCGAAUGGGCAACAAGAACAUCAACGCAAAGACCGCAAAAGGCACAACCAUCUCGACGGUGGGUGUGGACAUCGGCGAUUGGAUCUACGAGAAGAAAGUGCGCGGACAAUCGUCCCACGGUCCGGUCUACUUCAGGACCUGGGACUUUGGCGGCCAGCGCGAGUAUUAUGCGACGCAUCAGUAUUUUUUGUCAAAGCGUAGUCUGUACCUAGUCGUGUGGCGGAUCACAGACGGUUUCAAGGGCGUAUCCGAGAUCUUUCAGUGGCUGGUGAACAUUCAGAGUAGAGCGCCCAACUCACCGGUCAUCAUCAUCGGCACUCACUACGAUAUUUUCUACGAGCACAGCGAGGGUCUGCAGCAAUAUAUUCGUGACAUUAUCAAUGUGGUCGAUGCCGAGAAAUGCGGCCUACCCAAAGUCAUGGAGACGAUUGAAGUGAGCUGUAAGACACGCCACAACAUCAAGAUGCUGUGCAAUCUCAUCUACGACGUCGUCUUCAGCUUGAGAUCGCCCGGUAGCAAGGAAUUGUUGCUAGAACAGAAGGUCCCGGCUAGUUAUCUCGCGCUGGAGGACGUCGUGAUCCAAUUGGCGCAUGACAGGAAGUUGUCCGGCCUAGAUCCAGUGUUAAAAGCCGAUCAGUAUUACGCGGCAGUCAACAACGAACUUCAAAAGUUGCACAGAUCUUUCCGAGACCCCGCCGAGCUGCAUCAGGCGACAUUGUUUCUUCAUGAGAACGGAAUAAUCUUGCACUACGAUGAUGCUACGUUGAAGGAUCUUUAUUUCUUGGAUCCGCAGUGGCUCUGCGACAUGCUGGCCCAUGUAGUAACCAUACGGGAGAUCAAUCCGUUUGCCAGAUCUGGUAUAAUGAAAUUGGACGAUAUCCAGCACGUUUUCAAAUCCUCCACAAUAUCAUCGAUCGAUACACAGGGCUAUAUCGUUAGCCUGCUGAAAUUCGAGGUCGCGUUGACAUGGGACUGCCGUACGUUGCUGAUACCGUCCCUUCUACCGACCGAGGAGGAUAUUCUGCGCAAUAAUCAGAUCAUCAAAGUGCCGGUGAAGACGCGCGGCUGGCAUGUACGCGUCAAGAAGAUCACCUCGCCUAUAUUCGCGUGCAUGGGUGCGCCAUCCAGCGACAAGAGCAACGCCGAGUGCGUGCUUACAUCGAGAUCGCAACCCGACUGCUCCGUCACCAGGUUGCUGCUCAUGUCAUACUUUCCCAGCGGCUUCUGGUCCCGAUUGAUCACUCGAAUUCUCGCCGAUGAUGCUAUUGUCGAGAUUGUCAUGUCAUUUCUGGCGCCGUUCAAGGACUUUGUCGACGAUAACAUCUUCGCCAGUCUAUUGGAUUUGCAGGCCGAAUGGGUACUCUGGCAGACGGGAAUUGAGCUGCGAUACUCGGGAAUCACGUUGUUGCGUCUGAAGGAGGUCUGCUACAAUUUAAAGAAUUCACCGUAUGACUACAGACAGUUCAAAUUCAAGCUCAAGCAGGACGGAAUCUGGUGCACAGUAGAUCUGCGAAAUUCCGCCAUCCUCGAAAUUUGGUUUCCGGUGGACACUCUGGUGAUUAAGCAACCCAUUAUGUCCGAUUCCAUAGAUGAGGAACCAAUGGGCUACCAAGCGAUCGUAGUAGAGCCGCGGAUGGAAAGUAUGCCACAAUUGAUGGCACUGAUUGUCGAUCACAUCGACAUCCUCCUCGAAGUGUAUCCUACUCUGGGUACACGCUUUGUGCACACAUCGGAGGGCAAAUUGCUGGUCACCAGGCUCAUCCCGUGUCCGCGUUGUCUGCUGGAUAACGCCGAGGGCAGCGACAUCGAAUCGAACGACAGUGACGGUCGAUUGAUCGAGGACAUUCAGAAGUAUUGCGCCGUGAAUCGCAGUGAGAGACAAAGCCAGGACAGCUACAAAUCCGACGGCGACAGCGGCGUCGGCUACGACAGUUUGACGUCCAGCAGAAUGCCAUCGCUCGAGGGACACCCGGACGUGUCGAAGCAGCAGCAGCAGCAGACUCCCUCUUCGCAACCCGAAGGUAUCCUAGCGUACUCCUGGAUGGUGGAGGAGUGCAUAUUGGCAGCGUACAGUAACAAAUCCAUCAGCUGUCCGAGGCACUCGGAAAUCCCGUUGUCGCACGUCGCGCCAGACAUCAUCUUCAUGGAUCUGGGCGCUAAACAUUUGAUCAAGUCCGAGGACCUGAAGCGAGGCAAGCUGCUUGGUCGAGGUGCCUUCGGUUUCGUCUUUCGCGGCAGCUGCAGAUUACCAGGAACAUACGUUCGCGCCGACGUGGCCAUUAAGAUGCUGCAGCCGGUCUCUCCGGGUCCAAACUCGACCCAGUCGGCGAUCCUCGCAUAUAAAGCGUCGCAGAGCAAGUGGGACCGCGAUCCGUUGCAGUACGCCUGCAAGGCUUACUGCAUGGCACGUCAGGAGCUCAACAUCCUGCUGACGCUCAGACACACCAACAUCGUGCCGUUAAUCGGCAUAGUCGUCAGUCCAUUAGCUCUGGUGCUGGAUCUCGCUCCAGGCGCGCUAGACGGCGUCCUGAAGAAUUAUCGUCGUUCCGGCGCUAAACUGGAUCCCUACACGUUACAAGCGAUCAUCCUACAGGUCGCCAAAGCAGUGGAGUAUCUGCAUCAACAGCACGUCAUCUAUCGCGAUCUGAAAUCGGAGAACGUGCUAGUCUGGCAAAUACCUUUACCUUUUCAGGAGAGUUUAGAACCGGUGCACGUCAAGGUCGCCGAUUACGGAAUUUCAAGACUGACGCUUCCUACAGGAGCGAAGGGUUUCGGAGGCACGGAGGGUUUUAUGGCGCCCGAGAUCAUCAGAUACAACGGCGAAGAAGAGUACACCGAAAAAGUAGACUCCUUCUCCUUUGGCAUGUUUGUCUACGAGCUAAUCACGCUCCGCCAACCGUUCGAGGGUCACGAGGCGGUAAAGGAGUGCAUCCUGGAGGGCGGUAGACCACCGCUAGUGUAUCGCGAAACCCUUCAUCCGUGUUACGCGCUGGAUCUAAUGGUGAUAUGCUGGGCGCAGAAUCCAAAGGAUCGACCGACAGCCAGUCAGAUCGUUUCUAUCGCUUCCGCGCCCGAGUUCACUCAUCUGAUAGACGUCACCCUGCUAACGGAGCGCACCCAGGUGACGGCGGUCACCAUGACGAACCGCGCCGGCAACAGUUCGAAUAGCGAGGCGGACAGCCUAAACGGCGACGAGAUCUGGUUCGGCCACAACAACGGCGAGGUCGACAUGCUACUAGGAACGCAGAAGGGUUGGCUGCGCCACGUGCGUAUUGAGACACCGGUGAUACCGUACGCCAUGUACGGUCUGGACGGCUACAUCUGGAUCGGCGACAACGCUGGCCAGGUGCACGUCUAUCUGUGCGGCAACUUCGGUUGCGUGGCCAGCCACAACCUCGAGGCGGAUCACAACCGAGAGUCCAAGGUGGUUGGGCUGAUCCACUUGGAGCAACUGAAGCAAUUCGCCGUGGCGUUGCACAGCGGUCGGAUCUUUUUGCUGUCGAACUCGUUCACGCAGAUGAAGAAGACGGAAAUCACCGGUGUGGCGGACGCGACGCGUGCUGAUGUCAAAACCUAUUCGCUGACGGCGGUCUCUCGGAAGAGACGGGUGUUGGAGCUCUGGGCCGGCCAGAGCUUCGGCCGGAUAUCCGUAUACACGCUGAAGGACGGCAAUCUGGUUGACACUGUACAACUGUCUCACUCCACCGGGACCGCCAGUGACGCGGCCAUGAGGAAUCUCUUCGCCACGUAUCUGGCUGGCGCAACCGCCGAAAGCUUCGUCUUUUCGUACACAUAUCCAGGUUGCGUGGUGUACCAGUGGGACGUGGAUGGCCGGCAGAUUGUGAACAAGCUGGACAUGUCCAAGCUGGUGCCGUGCUCCGAGAGCCUCAAGUCUAUCUCGAUCGAGGAGAACCUGUCAACGGACAAGUGUCAGGUGACCGCGCUCGAGGCCAGCUUCGGUCAGCUAUACAUCGGUACCACCUGGGGCUGCAUUGUCGUCGCCGAGUGCGGCACUCUGCGACCCGUCACCGUGUUCCGGCCGUUCGAGGGCAAGGUCUGCCAGAUCGUCACCCUGAAAUCCACCGACAAGAAGAAGGCGGUGCUGGCUACUGUAGGCCAGGGCUAUCGCAGCUUGAUCGCGCGAUACACCGACUUCCCACUGAAGAGUCUGGAGAACGAGGAGCUCAGGCAUGGCAUGUACACCUUGCUGUGGCGAUCGGAAAACUGGUCCUCGACCUGAUUCUCCCGAAGAUCCUAGAUGUCCGGUUCCAAAGCUUCGUUUAUCUCAUAUGCAGGAUGUUCCAUAGGAAAUUGCUGAAACUAAUCAGCUGUCACUUUUUAAGUAUG
This is a messenger RNA of Nylanderia fulva, 8055 nucleotides long. Lineage: Eukaryota; Metazoa; Arthropoda; Insecta; Hymenoptera; Formicidae. The record is from RefSeq and is a predicted model, not a curated record.